This is a messenger RNA of Colletotrichum tamarilloi, 441 nucleotides long. RefSeq lists its product as uncharacterized. The record is from RefSeq and is a predicted model, not a curated record. Lineage: Eukaryota; Fungi; Ascomycota; Sordariomycetes; Glomerellales; Glomerellaceae. The coding region runs from base 1 to 441 and encodes 146 amino acids. The transcript has a single exon.
AUGCCUUUCGGUGGUGCAACCGAGGCCUUGAAAUCAUUGUUGUAUAUAUACACACACAAACGGCCACGUUUCUGGACGACUAAAACAGUUUCCAGCGGAUUGAUCAAAAGGGGUGGUGGGAGGCGAGCGGAAUGGCAACCGUCGCUCCCCCGAUCCCGAUAUGGUACACAGGCGUUGUCUCCCUCUCCGCAAGGAGAGUUUUCUUCCUUUUAUUUUUGGAAUUCACAAUACUGUUAUUUCUUGCAAGGUGUUGGGGACUUGGGAAAGGCUGUUCACGCUUUCUGGGAAGACGAAAGGGUUCGUCCCGUAGACAUGUAUAUACAUGGGUUGGAUGGCAGGUUGGGUUCAAGACGCACAGCACGCGCUUGCGUUGGAUGGGUUCAGGAAUACGGAGAACAUGUGGCAAAUGUUCCACUGGGGUGUAUAGCACGAAACAAGUAA